AAUUAUCCCAUGCCCAAUAACAAAAAGAAGAACUAAGGAAUUAUUACACAAAUAGCCGGUCGGAUUCAUUAAUUUUUUUUUUAGCUGAUAUACAGAGAUUGUAUACUGAUUAAACAUAUACAUAUACAUAAAUUAUACAUAUAUUAUAUAUUCGCCAAUUAUUUUUUGUUUAAGCAAUUAGCUAGACAACUAUUUUGGCCAAACAAUAAUUGUUGCUCAAAAGUGUUUUUCAAAUUGAUUAGCCAAACACAAAUUGCUUCCCAGUUCUCACCAUAAGUAUUUUUUUGAAAAUUACUUUUGAAAAAAAUAUUUUUCAAAAUAAGUUAUUUUACAGGCACGACCAAACAUGCUAUAAAUAAAAAUCAUCACAUCUUGUUUAAAUAAAAAAUGUAUUCUGACUGAGUUUAAGUUGUAUAUAUUGAUGGAGUAAAAAAUAUUUAUAUAGUUAGAUCAUUUGUAAAAAUAAAAAACUCUUUCUCAACCUUUUUUAUUACAUGAUAAUUUACUGCAAUUUACACAAAAUAAAAUACUACUACUAAUAAUCAGUGAAUAGUUUAGUGGUAUUACAUGUGGAGUAAGUCCAUAUGCAAACGUUUGGAAUUAGAAGAGUUCAAAGGAGUGAAGAGGUGAGACAGUUUUACCUGCUUCCUCUGUCGUCAUCUCUAUCAUCUCUUUCCUUUCCCCAUAGAUUUCUACACCCUUCACUCACAAUCACAAACGCCCAUUUUCCUGUACAUAUGCACAUGCAACUGAGAAAAUCCCAAGAUUUUAAAUAGAAAAUAAUCAGUUUUUUUAUAUGCACACAAAGUUAGCUCACAAACCAAGAGCAGAUAAAAGUUUUGGGAAAUACCCAAAUAGUAGUCCCUUUUAUCUAGGGAGUUGAUUGAUUUACUGUAUUUGAUUGGAAAAUGGAGGAGAGUAAUCAAGAUCAGCGGCUGAACGCGGCGGCGUUGGUGGCGGAGGAGGAGGAAGUGGAGGAGAGCAGUGAUGAUUGUACUUCGGAGGAUGAAGGGACUGAUGAUUACAGGAGGGGAGGGUACCAUGCGGUUCGAAUAGGAGAUAGUUUCAAAGGAGGUCGGUAUGUUGUUCAGAGGAAACUUGGUUGGGGUCACUUUUCUACCGUUUGGUUGGCUUGGGAUUCUCUCAUGUCCCAAUUUGUAGCAUUGAAAGUACAAAAGAGUGCACAACAUUACACGGAGGCAGCAAUGGACGAGAUCACUAUUCUAAAGCAGAUUGCGGAAUGCGAUCCGGAUGAUAAAAAAUGUGUCGUGAAGCUAUUGGAUCAUUUUAAGCACUCAGGUCCAAAUGGACAACAUGUGUGUAUGGUUUUUGAGUAUUUGGGCGACAAUCUCUUGACGCUUCUCAAGUAUACUGAUUAUCAUGGACUGCCUAUUCAUAUGGUUAAAGAGCUCUGUUAUCACGUUCUAGUGGGAUUGGAUUAUUUGCAUCGACAGCUUUCUAUCAUACACACCGAUUUGAAACCAGAGAAUGUACUGCUCUGUUCCACAAUUGACCCAUCUAAGGAUCCCAGAAAAUCUGGAAAACCUCUUAUACUUCCUAAUCACAAGGAUAAGACCACGCUCGAGUCUGGGGCUCUAAACGGUUAUAUAACCUCAAACGGAAAUUUGACUAAGAACCAUAAUAAGAAGAUUAGAAGAAAGGCCAAACAAGCAGCUCAAUGUUAUGUGAAUGAUCAGCUUGAUUCUUCUUUUAAUGUUAAUAGAUUGUCACAUGCUGAUGCUGCAACAGGCUGUGGGAAAGAAUGCGAGGGUCCUAAGAGAGGAAGCCAUUCGACAAGGACGAAGCUGUUAGAGGGUGUUGACCUGAAGUGCAAAGUGGUUGACUUUGGGAAUGCUUGUUGGACAUACAAACAGUUUACAAAUGAUAUUCAAACUAGACAGUACAGGUGUCCUGAAGUUAUCCUCGGAUCUAAAUAUUCAACCUCAGCAGAUCUUUGGUCCUUCGCUUGCAUUUGUUUUGAGCUUGCAACUGGUGACGUUCUAUUUGAUCCUCACAGUGGUGACAACUUUGACAGAGAUGAGGACCAUUUAGCACUAAUGAUGGAGCUUCUAGGAAUGAUGCCACGGAAAAUUGCCUUGGGGGGUCGCUAUUCACGUGAGUUGUUCAAUAGACAUGGUGACUUGAGGCACAUCAGACGGUUGCGCUUUUGGCCCUUAAAAAAAGUUUUAAUAGAGAAGUAUGAAUUCAGUGAGCAAGACGCAAAGGACAUGGCCGAUUUCCUGGUCCCGAUACUUGAUUUUGUCCCAGAGAAACGGCCUACUGCAGCUCAGUGCCUUCUUCAUCCGUGGAUCAACGCUGGUCCACGCCUGUUAGAACCUUCCUUGCCCGAUACACAAUCUAAAGCUAUUGAUACUGUAAACUCUGUCCAAACCAAGAAACAGAAUGAAGAAACGGAGGCAAUGGAGGUCGGAAUGGGGAAAAUGGCUAUCAACAAGGACACGAGAAGUUUCAGAAGUUACUCAGUCAAAUUCUGAUGCUUAUUAGACUACAUCAUCUUUGUCUAAGAUGGUGUUCAACGACUUGCUCUUCGAUUCAUUUGCACAGGGAACAGUCUUAUUGUUGAGCGAAAUAUAUCUUCAUUUUGGUAUGGUUAUUACAAGAUCGGGACGCUACGUAAAUGUGAGAGUGAAAAGGUUUGCGCGCAGACCAAAUUUGAACUGCUCCAGAAACAAGCAUGCAAAGGAGACUGCAGAUUUUUGAGGUCCCUUUCUCUCUGGACCAUUUAUUCACAUUAAAAGCAAUUUAUAAAGUCAUUAUACCAAUGUACAGAUAAGAAGCAAUUAUAGCAAACUUAACUCUAGAAUCAUUUUCUUGUCUACAUACAGUUCAAAAUGAUUUCGAUAUGAUGCUUAUCUUGAGCAAUUUAAUUUGAAGUCUAUCUGUUCACAGC
This is a messenger RNA of Nicotiana tabacum (common tobacco), 2911 nucleotides long. RefSeq lists its product as uncharacterized. Lineage: Eukaryota; Viridiplantae; Streptophyta; Magnoliopsida; Solanales; Solanaceae. Gene Ontology annotation, biological process: peptidyl-serine phosphorylation; regulation of mRNA processing; spliceosomal complex assembly. The record is from RefSeq and is a predicted model, not a curated record. Gene Ontology annotation, molecular function: protein serine/threonine kinase activity; ATP binding.